This is a messenger RNA of Chiloscyllium plagiosum (whitespotted bambooshark), 469 nucleotides long. The record is from RefSeq and is a predicted model, not a curated record. NCBI's taxonomy places the organism in Eukaryota, Metazoa, Chordata, Chondrichthyes, Orectolobiformes, Hemiscylliidae.
GUUAGUUUUAAGAAACAAGAGAUUGCAACGGGAGAGUCGACGCUGGAGUGCAGAGGGAGCUUACAACCACUGGGAUGAAGUCGCAUCAGGGCAGGAGGACAGUGGCAUCACGGAUGGAGGAUGAAGAUCUGAGUGCUGUCCUCUGUGAGUUUAAUGCAGUCAUCGAGGAUUUUGCCUCCCCCAUAGACAAGAGACAUUUCCGAUAUGACGAACAUUUAAGAUGCAUGAAGAGGCGGAACAGCACGAGCACAAGUGAUGGUGGCAUGAGUGACUCAGAUACAGGUACAGACUCACUUCAGAGAGACAGCUUCAGCAACAAGAAGCUUAACAGUUGCACACUUUCAUCUCCUAAAGCAGCAAAGCUGGGAGACACUAAGGAACUGGAAGACUUUAUUGCUGAUUUGGACAGAACUUUAAAAAGUAUGUAAGAAGAGCAACAAAGCCUACACCUUGGUCCUGGAAAACCACA